Fraxinus pennsylvanica is the source of this 1128-nucleotide messenger RNA. The record is from the annotation of a GenBank genome assembly. Lineage: Eukaryota; Viridiplantae; Streptophyta; Magnoliopsida; Lamiales; Oleaceae.
AUGCGUGUCGCACUGCGAGACGCUCCAUAUUCCGGUCAGCUAGUUGUUUCAGACGAAGAAUCAGAAGGCAUAGAUUUAUCUUGUUAUGGGAUAUUCAGGAGCAACAGAAUAAAGAGGCUUCCAUUCCCUCAGGACAGGAUUUUGAAGGUUGUAAAUGCAUCAGUACAUGAAGAUGUUAGCAUUAAAAAGGUCUGGUUUAUACCAGUAAUUGAUCAGCCUCUUUCAUCCAACAGAUACUAUGUUAUCCAGGCAAAGGGCAAACAUAAAGGACAGGCAUACACAUGUUCUAGAGAAGAUGCUUCAGCAAUGUGUUGCUUUAACGAUAUCCGAAAAUAUCGAAAAACAAGGCCUUUCGAUUACAGGGACAGAUAUCAACAAGUCGAGAUUCAUCGUUAUCACAGUGGUGGAUUCUUAGCGAAAUCAAUCGAAUGGGACGGUAAUCCUCCUAGUUUCCUCAGAACAUCAGGAUGGGAAGUUUACACUGUUAAGUCUUACAAAUUUCAUUUAUCAAAAGCUCCAGGACUUAACAUUUCUCUCUUGCAAGAACUCCCUGAAUUGAAUGUUCCUUUAUAUUCCAAGUGUUCCACUCCAAUUAUUAUUGGAAAAUGGUACUGCCCUUGUGUGUUUGUGAAAGAUGAAGCCCAGAGAGUGAAAGAACAAAUGAGAAAAUCUAUGUUCUAUGAACUGAGUCUAAACUUAAGGUGGGAACAAAUAUAUGCAUGCGGAAAAGAAUCGGUCACCAUGGAUAUCUCCCAAGACAUCCAUCAAUCUUCUGGACACCGCGAAAACAACAUUGUUGUUGUCGUUAAUCAAAGAGUAAAAAGGUUGGUUUCUUUGGUAUGCGGAGUAGAAGCUGAGAAAGAUGAAGACAGACUGGAUGCCGAAGGGUUUGUUUGGUUUAAGGCGAAAGAACAACAUAGGAGGAGAGUGGGCGUUGGUCUGAGUUUGGCCAUUUUGGAGAAAAUAAGGUUGCUACAAGCGACAAGAGGAUGGUUUGAUGGACAUGAGGAGGUGAGAGUGAAGGGUAGAAAGGAGGUUAGAAGUGAUAUUGUGUGGAGAAAGUUUGGUUGCUAUGUUUUGGUGGAGAGUUUUGUUUUGAGUAGAAUGGAUGGGAGUGUGAAUAAUUGA